Messenger RNA from Saccostrea echinata, 3160 nucleotides. RefSeq names its product protein tumorous imaginal discs, mitochondrial-like. The record is from RefSeq and is a predicted model, not a curated record. Bases 32 to 1531 code for a protein of 499 amino acids. Gene Ontology annotation, molecular function: heat shock protein binding; ATP binding. Gene Ontology annotation, cellular component: mitochondrion. NCBI's taxonomy places the organism in Eukaryota, Metazoa, Mollusca, Bivalvia, Ostreida, Ostreidae. The transcript has 12 exons. Gene Ontology annotation, biological process: protein folding; mitochondrion organization; negative regulation of apoptotic process.
UUUCAUCCCAUUUGUGUGACAUUGAAACAGCAUGGCGACCCUCAGACAGGCAUGCCGUAGGUGGCCCUUGAAAAAACUCGGUUUGUCUGAGAACAAUAGCUUGCUUCUCAACAUUUCGGUUGAAAAUGUUGGCACCCUUUCAGUUUGUGCUUCUUCGACUUUCUCUAAAUUGCAUCAGUCUCAGGAUAAACCCAGAGUGAGCCCACAUAGGAUUGCAUUUCUUGAAAGAAAACCAUUUCACACCUCCACAUUGAACUUCAAAGAAGACUACUACAAGAUAUUAGGAAUACCUAAGACUGCUGAUCAGAAGGAAAUCAAGAAGGCUUAUUACAAGCUGGCCAAGAAAUAUCAUCCAGAUGUUAACAAAGACAACAAAGAGGCUGCAAAGAAAUUUCAAGAGGUGGCAGAAGCCUAUGAGGUGUUGAGUGAUGAUUCAAAAAGAAAACAGUAUGACACAUUUGGACAAGCUGGUCCCCAGUCAGCUGGUGGUGGCCCUGGAUUCCAAGGCUUUGGGGGAGCUUAUGGAGGUCAAGGAGGUUUUAGAACUACUGUGGAUCCAGAGGAGUUGUUUAGAAAUAUUUUUGGAGAUAAUUUCAACUUUAGAAACUUUGGUGAGAGUGAAGAUUAUGAAAGCUCACAGUUUGGAUUUGGACAGGCAUCUGAGGUGUACCUGGACUUGUCUUUUGAGGAGGCAGCCAGAGGCAUCAACAAACAGAUGAAAAUGAAUGUCGUCGACGAAUGUCCAAAAUGUAUGGGCAGAAGGGCAGAGCCUGGGACGUCAGCAGAAACUUGUCCCCAGUGUAAUGGAUCCGGACUGGAAACUGUAAACACUGGUCCCUUUAUGAUGCGUUCCACCUGUAGAAAGUGUCAGGGCAGAAGGAAGAUCAUCAAACAUAAAUGUACAGAGUGUAAUGGAAAAGGCUCUGUUGUAAUGCCCAAAACUGUCAACAUCCCUGUCCCAGCAGGUGUGGAGCAUGGUCAGACACUGAGAAUGAAGGUGGGAAAACAGGAAUUAUUUGUUACGUUACAGGUUGCCAAGAGUAAUCAGUUCCGUCGAGAAGGAGCUGACGUCCAUUCAGACGUGUCCAUUAGUCUUUCACAAGCAGUCCUGGGAGGGACGGUGAGGAUACCUGGAGUGUAUGAAGAAAUACACCUCAAGAUUCCAGCUGGCACUCAGUCCCAUGACAGGAUACGCAUUUCUGGGAAAGGGAUUACCAGGGUCAAUAGUUAUGGUUAUGGUGACCAUUAUGUUCAUUUCAAGAUUAAAAUUCCAAAAUCUCUGACACAAGAACAGAGGGCUAUAAUCACAGCUUAUGCAGAACUAGACAAAGAAGUUAAUGGUACUGUGGAGGGAAUAGUGAAUACUAAGAAAGGACCCCAAGCAGUGGAUAAUACUCUGGUAAACAAGAUCCUGAAAGCUCUAAAUAUAGAAAAAUCACCAGAGGAGGAGGGUGGGGACACAAAAGGACCAUCACAAACAUUUAGUGACAAGCAUUCAAGCAAAGGCAAAAAGAGCUCUUCUGUUUCUUAGGUGCAUAUAUUUAUUCAUGUAUUUAUUGCUGUACUCCCAGAAAUAUUCCCUUGUGUGUCUGCAGUGUGUAUCGUAAAGCUACAAAAUACAAUACAUACAUGUACAUACAUUGUUCAUUAUCUCCAACAAUCGGCAUAUAAAUGUAAAUCCAUAUGUACAAGUACAUUUCUAUUUCAAAAUAAGUUUUUUUUCUUUAAGUUUGCUUUGUAAACAAGUGCUCUGUUAACUUUCAGUACUUUAAGUGGGUUGUAAUGAUUUGCAUAUUCUUGAACUAUAUAAAUUGUAUCAAUUUUUAUUUAGAUGAAACUUGCCCUUCAAGUCUUAAUGCAAUAAUUUCUCAGUACCAUCUGCAUGUACAAAAUGUAUUUCAUUUCAAUUUAGAGAUUACUAGUGUUGAAGGUGCUUAAAAACUGUGCAGAAGAUUUUGUUUAAUUCUUAUGACGUGGUGUUAAUUGAAAUACAUGUUCGUGCAUUAGUGAUUGUUGUGAUGUUGAUCAUAAAGAUGAUUCAGAUAAAUAUGUAUAUGGCUUUUCGAGCUUACACAUGUCCCAUGCAGAAACUGUAUUAUAAAUAAAAGAAGUGGAUUUGAAUGAAGCACUGCUCUACAGGUACAUGUGUACUGUAAAUCACUUUUUAUUCGCGAGAACUUUAUUUUCGUGUAAUUACGCGAGUCUGUCUGCUCGCGAAAAUUUUAUUCUCGCGUAUAUUUGUAUUGUUAAAGAUUAUAUACAACAAAGAGUGAGCUCGUGAAAAUUUUGUCUCGCUCAUAAAUACCAAAUAACUAUCUCGCGAAAAUAAGGUGUCGCGAAAAUAAAAUGAUCUACAGUAUUUCAUUGUCAAGAUUUAAAUAUAUGCAUGAUGUAAUCUGUAAUUAAGAAAAGUUAGGGUAGACUGCAAAAGAGGUAUACUUUAUAUCCCUAAAUCUAAGAAAAUCUACACAUUAAUCACUGCAAAGACAUUUAUUUCUGAAGUAUGUGUUUACUUUCUUUAUAACAUAUACGUACAAUUGGAAAUUUGGGCAUUGUCUGUAUGAUGAGGAGAAGGAAUUGGGAAGCUUUCAUGUUGCUGUCUUGGCAGUUGUUUUCAAUAGAUCUUAACAAGGAAAAUCACCUGAUGAUACUAUUUAGUAAUAAUUUCAAAGUGCAGAAGUACCAUAUGAAGGAAAUUUUACAUUUGUAUUGGACAGUUUGCAUACUGAUGAAUGAAUAAAAGAGUCUGUGAUAUUAAACAGAAUUACAAACUGUACAUGUAGGUGGAUUAAAAUACCAUUUAACUUGCCAGAUAUACAUGAAAAAUGUCUGGAUGUAGAGUUUUGUCAAGUGAUUUUUUUCACCCUGUGGAAAUUUAUAAAUUCACUUUGACUAAGAAUUUUGGUUGAAUUAAAAAAUGUCAUUACACCGUUUCCCUGAUGUGAAUGCAUUGGACUUGGCCUUGCAUGUAUAAAAUAGAGUUUUAGGUAGACAGUGUGAUAUGAUAUCGUGUGACAGAAUUUUAUUGUUGGAAGUGAAUGAAUGAGUAUGUAGCCAUAUGAACAGGUUUAAAGCAGGAUCUGUUUUUUUACUAUGUACACACAAUCAUUUCAUGAAUUUGUUGAUUUUGUUAAUGAAAUAAAACAAGAUAAAACUAGAA